CCAAGAGUUAUGGAGCACCAAUUGAGAUGGAAAGCUAUAAAUCAGCUUCUUUCGCUCUCGGUUUUAGUGUUUGGUUUCGAUUCUGAGAAUAAGACAAAAACAUACUACCAAUAGCCGCUUUUACAAAAUGUCAAACAAUUCUCUUUAUAUCAGAGCUGCUGCCGAUUAUCUGGAAUGGGAACCAUACAAUUACACACCUUCACUACCUGCUGCUAUUGUCUUUGCAAUCCUCUAUUCUAUUGUGACAUUGUUGCAGAUUGUGCAAAUAUUUAGGGCUCGUACCCAAUAUUUAUCUUCUAUUAGAAAGAAAAAGGGCUCAAUGGGUUUGCUAUACAUUUCCAUCCCUUUGGUUCUUGGAAGCAUCUUUGAAGUUAUUGGUUACAUUGGAAGAGCUAUCUCAAGUCAAGAUGAAGAAUCACUUGGCCCCUAUAUUAUACAAUCUAUUUUCUUAUUAGUUGCACCUGCUUUGUUCGCUGCUUCAAUUUAUAUGUAUUUUGGGAGAUGUGUUAAUCUUUUGGAUUCCAAAAAAUCAUGCUUAAUUUCAACAAGAUUCUUGACCAAAAUUUUCGUAAGUGGUGAUCUUAUUUCUUUCUUGAUGCAAGGUGGUGGUGGAGGUAUUAUGGCCAAAGGAACUCAAUCUGCUUCUGAUUUAGGUGAAAAUUUAAUCGUUGGUGGUUUAUUUGUACAAUUGGGUUUUUUCGGUAUUUUUAUGGUCAUAAGUUUGAUUUACUUUUAUAAAAUUGGCAAAAACCCAACAUCUAAAACAAUCGCUUUUAGAAAAAUGCCUUCAAAAUAUAGAAACUGGUAUAACUUUUAUGUCAUUUUGUAUAUCACUUCAAUCUUAAUCAUGAUUAGAUCUAUUGUUAGAGUUGUUGAAUUUAUUCAAGGUAGUGAUGGUGAAAUUCUUUCCAACGAAAUUUAUCUCUAUGUUUUUGAUGGUUUAAUGAUGUUAUUAGUUAUGAUCUUGUUUUAUUUAAUCAACACCUCAGGUAUCUUGUUGUUUUUAAAUGAUGAUUAUAAUAAUAUAAACACUUCUCUUAACAAUGCCAAUGACUUUAAUGAGGGUUCUAGUACCUAUAAUGAAGGUUAUGCUCUUAACAAUGUUAAAAUCUGAAUUAUCAAUCAUCAAAUAUCAAAUAUCAAAUGUCAAAUAUCAAAUGUCAAAUGUCAAAAUUUAAAAAAAUGAUCUUAAAAAUGAAUAAAAAUUAAAAUCCCAUUCAUAUUAAUAAUUUAAACAUACAACAUGAAAU
This is a messenger RNA of Ascoidea rubescens DSM 1968, 1250 nucleotides long. RefSeq names its product RTA1 domain-containing protein. Lineage: Eukaryota; Fungi; Ascomycota; Saccharomycetes; Ascoideales; Ascoideaceae. Bases 128 to 1114 code for a protein of 328 amino acids. The transcript has a single exon. Gene Ontology annotation, cellular component: membrane. The record is from RefSeq and is a predicted model, not a curated record.